AAAAAGCAAUCAAGGAGCCGUGAAAUAUUUGUAUAAAAACAUGAUAAAUUCCAUGAUUUUUAUGUGAGAAAAUUGAGUAAAGAAAACACUACAAACAGAAUCCAAAUAUUAAGUGAUAAUUUCAGUUAACAUUCCAUUUAAACAUUAAACAAUUGUGAUUUGGUGUUAAAUUUCGUUAAUAAAAUGGAAACCACCAUUGUUACCACAACAACGACCACUGAAUUGAAGUGCAUUAAUCGCGGCAGCAAAAAGAAAGACAUCGAUGGCCAACUGGUUGCGGACACCGCCACGGACGCAGCGCAUCAAUUUCCGUCCAACGAGGAGCCCAAUAUUCUGGGGCAUGGACCCAACUAUGACGAGAAGUUGUCCAAAUUCAAAUGGCUCUGCAAUUUCGAUGAUGCUCCCAGCCAUUUGAAGUUCAAUCCGUACAUCCGCCGCGGCUACCGCACAUUCCUAUCCAACAAGUUGUGCCUGCAGAGCAUUUUCUGGUGGACCAAUGAGACGAUCAAUAUCUGGAGCCAUUUGGCCGGCUGCAUUCUGUUCAUCGGGCUGACGAUCAUCGACCUGCAAUUCCUCCGGAUCCAUGCCUCGCUGAGCGACCAAGUGCUGGUCGUCUGCCUGCUGGUCUGCUUCUGUCUCUGCAUGCUGAUGUCGGCCAUCUACCACAUCUUCUCCUGCAAGUCGGAGGAGCACUAUGAGCUCUUCUUGUCCGUCGACUUCCUGGGCAUCUCGCUCUCUCUGGUGGCCAUCUACAUAAGCGGCAUGUACUAUGCCUUUUGGUGUCACACCUUCCUCCGUACCCUGUACUCCACGAUUGCGCUGGGCAUGUUCGCCCUGGCCAUUGCCGUCCAGAUACCACGGCUUAAUGUAUCGAUGAAUGGCAAGGUGGCGGUGCUGCUGCUGUGGUCCGCCUAUGGCAUCAUCCCGCUCGGUCACUGGGCGGUGGCGAUGGGUGGUCUGGAGAACGAGCUAGUCAGGCUCAUGGUGCCCCGCAUCGUGGUCAUGUACUUGCUCUGCCUCAUCGCGUUCGUCUUCUACGCGGCCAAGAUCCCCGAGCGCUGGUUCACCGGCAAGGUGGACUUUGUGGGACACUCGCACAACUGGUGGCAUCUGAUCAUCGUGGCCGCCUUCUACCACUGGCACAACACUGGCCUGGUCUAUGCCGAGUACCGUCUGAAUAAUGGUUGCAGUGCUCCGGAGAUAUAAAUUAUCCCUUAAGCGAAGCGGAAACGGAAAUGAAAGCGGAUAGGGAUGAGGAUGAGGAUUAGGAUGCGGAACCGGGACUCUAGUAGACUCUAGCCUAGUGUACAUAGCUUUUGGGCACUCUUUAUCCGCUAUUAACUAAUAUUUAGUUGUAGUUGUUGACCGAUAUGAUUAAUUUAUGUGUAAUUUACCAAUUAGUUAGGGUUUCGUGUUAGUCUAUCCAAAGAGUUGGCUUCACCCUCACACGGAUCGAGCGGAAGUAUGUAUGAUAUGGAAUGGAUUACAUUUUGCUAACGUUGUCUUCUAAAUUUUCAUUUCAUUUUAAUAUAAAGAAAUCUCUAU
Molecule: messenger RNA, 1545 nt
Organism: Drosophila serrata
Lineage: Eukaryota; Metazoa; Arthropoda; Insecta; Diptera; Drosophilidae
Product: progestin and adipoQ receptor family member 3
Cellular component (GO): membrane
Molecular function (GO): signaling receptor activity
Source: RefSeq, a predicted model, not a curated record